CUCAUCAAAACUCUGCGGAAUGCAGACAAGAGCUGGGGGGGAGGGCAUAUAUUAGGACUGUGCUGGAGUGUAGGAGCGCUUCCUCUUACUAUUACAUCCAUCUUUCUGUUAUCAGAUAGACCUCAGUAGUGUUUUUGCUUUUAUUUUCAUACAUUUUGUGCGUCUGAGUGCUUAAGUUAACCUGUUUAGUUGGCGGUGGUACAGUAGGUAUCUCUCUCUGUCUAAUUGUUUCAACCCGGCGCUUAUUGCAUUAGGCCGCAUUUAUUACUGCUUUAGGGUCCACACUUGUAUGACAAUAUGGCAAAGGAUGGAGAAAACGGGUGGAAGGAAUAUAUAUGGAACCCGAGGACGAGAGAGUUUAUGGGCAGGACGGCUAGCAGCUGGGGUCUUAUUCUUCUCUUCUAUUUAGUUUUCUACAUCUUCCUGGCCGGCUUGUUUGCACUCACCAUGUAUGUCAUGCUGCAGACCUUGGACGACCACAAACCAACCUGGCAAGACAGGCUCACCACACCAGGCAUGGUGAUUAGACCCAAAGAAGAUGAAACCUACGAGAUCAUCUAUAACACCCAGAAGACUGAGACCUGGGACAUGUACGCUCAGGCCUUGGAUAGGUUCCUGGCACCCUACAACAACUCUGUCCAGGCCGAGAAAAAUAACGAGUGCAACCCAGACCAAUACUUCGUACAGGAGGACAGCGGCGAUGUGAAGAACAACCCCAAACGCUCUUGUCAGUUCAACCGCACCAUCCUGGAGGAAUGCUCUGGAAUCAAUGACCGUUACUAUGGAUACCAGGAUGGCAAGCCGUGCAUCAUCAUCAAGCUGAACCGGGUGAUUGGGAUGCUGCCAGGAAAGAAUGAACAGGCUCCGUUUGUCACCUGUGGCGCAAAGAGAGAAGACACUGAAAAAAUUGGAGAGUUGCUGUACUUUCCUCCAAAUGGCACUUUCAACCUUAUGUACUACCCUUACUAUGGCAAGAAAGCUCAGGUGAACUACUCUCAGCCUUUGGUUGCCGUCAAGUUCCUUAACAUUACUGCCAAUCAAGAUGUCAACAUCGAGUGCAAGAUCAACGCCAACAACAUUCCCACUGGAAAUGAAAGAGACAAGUUUGCCGGAAGAGUGUCUUUCAAGCUGAGGAUCAACACUUAACUAGGUUGACCUUUUUUUCCUCUCCUGAAAACUACUUUCUUCAUUCUCUGCAACAUUGCACAUACACAGAAACAAAUCUCAGUAUUCACACCCUUUGUAAGAUUUGUUUACAACCCCCCAAAUCUUAGGGGGAAAUUGUUCAGGUGUGUGAUGAGAUGGGGCAAGAAUAAAAGGGUGGUAAUCCUGUCAUUAUUUCUGUCUGUGAGCUUUGGGAUGAAUUCUUUUCUGUAAAUUAGUUUGAGGUGACGUCUAUUUAUACUGCAUGACAAAUUAGGGGAUGUAAAGAAUGUGAACAUGUGUUUUCAAAGUUUGCAAGGAUCAGCAACAUUAACACUUUACUGCUGCUCCCCUCCCGCUGCCUCCUUAUAGAGUACCCCUCUAUAUACCAAUAUACACAAAUUACAAUACAACAUGUGUAUAUCUACAGUAUUUAUACGGUAUCGUAACCUUAUAUCAGUACGUCUAUUUUGUUGCACUUAAAAGAAUAAUCCAACAGACUCGCAUAUAUCUCAAUGGGUGGAUGCAGAGAUGAAGCCAUUUUGCAUGUGUGUAUUGUCUUAUGUGUGCUAUGAGGGCAGGAGGACCCUUAGUCCCACCUCUCUGCUAAGUGUGGACUAAGGUUAUGUAAAAAACCCACUGACCACCAGUAGGGGCCACACUGUAAUCUACUAAACCUUACACACAGCAAGUGUGUGUUUCGCUAACAACAUACUGUAAGAUAGUCCAAAAUCUCCAAAAAAAUGGGAGUUACAGGAGAGGUCAAAACCUUUAAGAGUGUGUGUGUUUGUGCAUGUGUGUGUAUGUGUGUGAUUGCGUGUGUGCUCCAUUCACAGGUCCCAUUUCAUACCGUAGGUCGGGAAGUUGCAUGCAAUGUGCAAUAUUCAUUAAGUGGCAUUCAUUAUGAAUGCCUGAGUCCAUUCUUCGGAUGACAGGACUUCCAUUAAAUGAUAAUUAUUUUGGAUAAUUUGAUAUUCACACUGGUUGUUUGACCUUUAUGAAACACAUGUACUCCAUAUUUGUGUUGCUGGGAAUGUUCAUAUCAACUCCACUGAUGACAAAUUAAUUAGACAUCAGUGCUUCAGACGUCUUACAACAUCACCUUAGUUUGACAAAAAACUAAAACUCCCAGUCAGCUAGUGGCUAAGCAGAACUUUAGCUUCCAGUCUGCUCCCAACCAACCACCUGAAUAUCAAAUGAAUCAGAAACAAAUUAUCCUCCUGCUGCACGAUGACGUUACACUCCCCGUCACUGUGUCAUUUUAUUCCUAAAGCUAAACCAGGAGCCAGUUUCUUGUGUCUCAAUAUUGAAUUCAUUUAAACACGACUAUUUAGAGUUUUCUUUUUUUUUGCGUGCAUUGCAUCUAUUUCACAUGUAUCCGAAAUAGAUGCCAUUGUCAUAUUUUGUAUUGAUUUACACUGCAAGUGUGCUUUGAAUUAAUUAUUGUACAGUUUUGGAGGAUGUAGACAUUUUGUGUUUGUUCCCUUUCUUUCAUUCACUCCCAUUAUCAUCCUCUAAAAUAUUCAUCCAGGGUAUCAAAAUGUAUAGUUUACAUAUUCUUUUAAUGGUAACUAGAGUCUUGAAUAUGUGAGUUAGUAGUUUUGUUUUAUAGUCCUGUAGGAAAUGAUCAAAACUGGAGAUUUUCUUCCUUGACUACAUAGAAAGGGAUUUGUUUUUCAUUGAAUUUGUUGUUUUCUUGUAGUAUUCUCCACAGUUGUAUGAAUCAGUCUAAAGGCAAAGCCAUUAUGAUAACUAGACAACCAGUUUGAACAACCAACCCGUUGAAAAAGCAUAGAUUAGGCCUACAUUUGGUGCUGUUUACUUGAUGUGCAUUCAUUCAUUUUGCAGUAUAGACACACACAAUUGUAAGAAGCGCCUGGAAUUGUUGGCUGGAGAAAUCUGUGGAGUUACACUUUUACACUCAGGCACAUAGCUUUGGCAUGGUAAAAUAAAAUUGCACCAAUGCGACUGUGAUCCUGCAAAUGUCAUCCCAGCAAAUGUGGAACGCAAGCAUCUGUUCACUCACAUUAAGGUCUGGCUCGACUCCACCACUCCUCUUAGAGCAAUGCAUUUCUCUCGCAAAUAUCUCGCAGUGGUUGAAAUAGAAAAUCAUGAUCUGAUCCAGCCAUGACAAAGAAAGACAUUUAGAUAUAAUGUGAUCUAUAUCUGAAGGGUUAUUCACAAUGAAGGAUGUGCUCUAACAGUCAACUGAGGCUCUUUUUUUGCUUUUGAUUUUUGUGACCGUCCACUGAGCUGUUCACAUGUAUUUCUCCUCUGGCAUUCCUGCAACACUUACUUAAUUUCACUGUAAUCUCUUAAUCUGGUCAGAUAAUCCAGAGCAGGCACGCUCAACUUCUUUACCCUACUUUGUCGCUCCUCCUCCUUGUGUCAAACCAGUCUCCAUAAUGGAUAUAGCAAGACUCAUUUUAUCCUCCCAGUGUAUUCGAUCCUAUUUUACCCCAAUCAUUCUUAAAUUGAUCAAACUCUUUUAAAUCACAAUACGGCAAAUAAAGUGUUUUGCUUCAUCGCCUAAUUGGACAUUCUUGUUUUACUCAUGUGCAUGUGAAGACUAGUUCUUCAACCAAAGACCUUCAUGACAGUUCAAAUUUGAUUUAUUUUUGCUGCACUGACACAUCCUCAGUAGAGAUACUGUGGGAUCCAGGUGGAGGGCUAAACACCCUGUGUAAUUAAAAGGCCUAAUCUUAUGUAAUAAUAAUAAUAAUAAUAAUAAUACUAUUACGCACAAAGGAACGUGUCUCACUACAACAUAACAGUGCCUCAGUGGGGGGGUUUUCUGUGAUAAUUUGGAGAUGUCCUCAAAAAGCAAUAUAUUUAUUUCUUGUGUGGCUGUACGAUGUAUUUAUUAGAAAGGCUGUUACAAAUCAUCAAAAGCAAGGAAGAAUAGGAAAGAACAUACAGAUAUUGCAGUCAGGCAAUUGCCAGCGUGCAGUAUUGUGAUGGAAAUAAUAUAAAAAAGUGUUUUAUUUAUAAAAAGAGUAUUUUUAUUGCUAUUUUGUUGUAAAGAGGAGAGAAUGUAUAAACGUGCAUUGUACCAUGUUGUGGGAGCUACCUGGUAGGUUUUCAGCAUUUAAUUCAACAAACGGCAAAAUGUUAACAGCUUGAUUGGAAAUGUUUUUGUUUUUUAUGUAGAAACAUUUUUUGUCAUGGUUUGAGACCUUUCUACUUUCUUAAAUUGAGCUCAUAAAGCGUGCAAUGAAAGUUCUCUGAACACUGGGGUCUAUCGUAUCAGCAUUAAGACACAGUCAUUAAAGGUAUGUUGGCAGUGAACACAUCAGAAAGAGCUUUCAGAGAACUUCCAAGUGCAAAACCUUCAGAAACUAGUCCAAUGUAUCAAAUCAGGAAUUAUUUCAACAAACCUCAUUUCCCCCCACCCAACCCCCUCGUCUCAAAUCGUACUAUUGCCUAAGACUGUGGUGUAAGGAUAGUUCAAGAAAAUAAAUCCAUGAAAUUUGUUGAGACACUCUCGCCCCAAAAGGAUGAUAAUUUUAUUCUGGAUCUUAAUUUUUUGCUCUUACUGUAUGUACAUUUUUGCUCAUGUUUACUGCAAACCAAGAUAGAGAAAUAAAUAAAUGUCAUUUAAGGGAA
Messenger RNA from Cottoperca gobio, 4749 nucleotides. RefSeq names its product ATPase Na+/K+ transporting subunit beta 2b (gene atp1b2b). The transcript has 7 exons. The record is from RefSeq and is a predicted model, not a curated record. Bases 298 to 1146 code for a protein of 282 amino acids. Lineage: Eukaryota; Metazoa; Chordata; Actinopteri; Perciformes; Bovichtidae. Gene Ontology annotation, biological process: potassium ion import across plasma membrane; sodium ion export across plasma membrane; intracellular sodium ion homeostasis. Gene Ontology annotation, cellular component: sodium:potassium-exchanging ATPase complex. Gene Ontology annotation, molecular function: ATPase activator activity.